This is a messenger RNA of Solanum pennellii, 420 nucleotides long. RefSeq names its product proline-rich receptor-like protein kinase PERK2. Lineage: Eukaryota; Viridiplantae; Streptophyta; Magnoliopsida; Solanales; Solanaceae. Bases 1 to 420 code for a protein of 139 amino acids. The record is from RefSeq and is a predicted model, not a curated record. The transcript has a single exon.
AUGGUUAAUCCUCUUGUUGCUUACUCAGAUGAUGAAAAUUCAUCUGACAGUGCAUCUUCUCAGGGGGAAGAGAACCCUUUCAUUGAUACAGCACUUGCUCAGGGGGAAGAAAAUCAACCCACAACCAAACCGUCUGCAUCUUCUCCAUUCUCCCCCAAAUCAGAUCAGCCUACAUCUCCACCACCACCAGUUACAGAAUCACCACUACCACCUGUCAUGGAAUCACCACCACCACCAUUCAAAGAAACUCCAUUACCACCAAACCCAGAAACACCCAUAACCACUACUCCAAAAAACCCCUCUUCUUCUCCAUCUCACAAACCCACUUCUCAAAAUCUACCUAACUCCCCUCUACCACCAUCCCCACAUUCUCUAAACAAUGAUGACAUCCUUUUAAGCACACUUCACCCUAAAAAAUAA